AGUUAGUAAUCUCUCUUUCCCACCUCCGCUUACAGCAUCUCAAACUGCUUACCUCAUUCAGCUCUACAUCAAAAAAGCCCUCUUCACCAGUCUUUUUCAGAGAAUUGGAAGUGCGCUGCUAAGUCAGUGCCCAAUUCUCCACCAGUCUACCCGAUCUCCUCUUCAUUCGAUGCAGCCUGCGCUGGCUCCAGCGCCGCAUCCCAGUAUGCAGUCUUCUGCUCAGGACCACGCCGAUCAGGUGCUCCAUGAUCGGCUCCUAGCUGCUCAGCACCAGUUGCAACAGGGGCGCCCUCAAGGCGGUCCCCAACAACAGCAUCUGCAGCCCAAUACUGCCAGUACGCGCGACCAGGCCAACAUUGACCCCGCUAUCUCUGGAGCUGCCAUGCUGAGUGCGGCUCCCCAAACACCCACUCAGCCUCAUCAAGGAUCGCCUGACGAUGGCACCCCCAAGUCAUAUGGCAAGCGCGAGCUGUCAACGUCCAAGCGUGCCGCCCAGAACCGUGCUGCCCAGCGCGCUUUCCGCCAGCGGAAAGAGACAUAUAUCCGCAAGCUUGAAGAGGAGAACAAGCAAACAGAAAACAUCCGCGAACAGCUCAAGCACUUGAUCAGCGAAAACUACUCGCUGCGCGAGUACGUCAUCAAUCUGCAGUCUCGCCUCAUGGAUUUACAGGCGGAGGUUCCCGAAAUCCCUGGCAACAUCGACCUAAGCCAACCCCCUCGCCAUGAACUUGCUCUCGCAGCCGGUCUCGGCGGUGGAGCUUCUGCAGCCAGUGCGGGUCAGCAGCCUCAGCAUCCUGGUCCAGCAAACGACGACAUGAACUCUCUGAACCGCAUCGCCGUUGCUGGUCUCGGCAUGCGCAAACACCCCGACGAUGGCAACUUCAUGGGCAAUAACUUCCAGCCUAACAAGCGUGUCCGCGGUGAUGAAGGUCAGGAUGAUGGCUCCGACGUGGUCGCCAAGCAGGAAGGUCACGGCCUCCCCAUGGCUUGA
Molecule: messenger RNA, 991 nt
Organism: Penicillium cinerascens
Lineage: Eukaryota; Fungi; Ascomycota; Eurotiomycetes; Eurotiales; Aspergillaceae
Exons: 4
Coding region: 170-991 (273 amino acids)
Cellular component (GO): RNA polymerase II transcription regulator complex
Molecular function (GO): transcription cis-regulatory region binding; DNA-binding transcription activator activity, RNA polymerase II-specific
Source: RefSeq, a predicted model, not a curated record